UGGAUACUCCAUAAUUGAGAUAAAAGACCAGACUUGGUGGGUCCUUAAGCAUCUCAACUAUCUAUGGAUCCUAAUUCCAUUCCCAUUCCCAUUCCAAUAGCCAUCAUUUUGAUUUCUGAAUAAACCCAAAACUACCAGAAAAGAAAGAAGCCACUUCUAAGAAAUUUCAACACCCAAAAGCCCACUUUAUUUUCGCAGCAGUAGUCAUCAAUCAUCAUUCAUCAUCUCUCCAAGGGAAGAAAAAGAAAAGCCAUGGACAACGAAGAUUCAUCGUUUGAGAGUAGCGAGAUGCUAGCCUCUUUUCUCACAUCCACACCAUUGCUAUCUGAGUCAUGGAGGCUAUGCGAUCUAGCCAAUACGAUGCCGUCGCAAGGUUUUGUAGCAGAGCAGACCGGAAGCCUAGGUUAUCUGGCCUUUUCUGGUGUUCAGCUGGUGGCAGGGCCCGACCCAACCUCCGCCAGGAAUUUGGAACCGCUUCUUACUUCUACAAAUGAUCUUUUCUCUCCUUUGCAACAUCAAAUUGAUGGAGAAGAAGAAGAAGGGCAGGAGCCCGUCAUGGUUCACGCUGGGCUUUUGCGGGUCUUCUUAUCUGUCUAUAGCAACCCAAGUUUUCAAAACCAGAUGUUGAAAAUACUGGAGAAAAGCAAGUCAAUUGUGAUAUCAGGCCAUGGCAUAGGAGGAACAACUGCUGGACUCUGUGCUCUUUGGCUACUGUCUUACCUUCAAUCAAUCUCUUCUACCAUCUCAGUGUUAUGCAUCACUUUUGGUUCUCCGUUGCUGGGUAAUGAGUCUCUUUCCCGUGCCAUUCUCCGCCAGGGAUGGGCCGGCAACUUUUGCCAUGUGGUGUCAAAACAUGACUUGGUUCCAAGGCUACUCUUUGCUCCUCUUGCUCCCCUAACUCCUCAGCUACAUUCCUUGCUUCAAUUCUGGCAGUUAUCGAUGACUUCACCGCACUUUGCAUUGCUUGCUGCCAAAUUACCUGAUGAAAGCAAAGCUGAAAUCUUCCACACUGUAUUAGCUUCCCUGAAUGGUUUGACGCAAGCAGAACAAGGGAAAAAGGUAAAUUGCGGCUUUUCGCCAUUUGGGAACUAUUUCUUCUGUUCUGAAGAUGGAGCUAUUUGUAUUGACAAUGCAACAUCUAUUAUCAAGAUGAUGCACUUGCUGCUGCUGAGCAGUUCGCCAAGCUGUAGCAUUGAGGAUCACCUUAAGUAUGGAUACUAUGUUCGGAAACUCACUCUGCAGGUUCUGAUGAGGACGAGUUUCCCACCUAGGGAGCUUCCUGAAUCAAGCUAUGAAGCCGGUGUUGCACUGGCUUUGCAGUCCUCAGGAAUAGCUUGCCAGGAUGAACAUGUUGCUCCACCAGCCAAAGCUUGCCUGAAAUUGGAAAGGCGAACAGGACGUACACCAAACCUCAACUGUGCUAAUCUAGCAAUUAAAUUGUCUAAGAUAGCACCUUAUAGGGCAGAAAUAGAAUGGUAUAAAGCAUCCUGCGACCAGUCUGAUGAUCAAAUGGGGUACUAUGACUCUUUCAAGCAAAGAGGAGCCUCCAAAAGGGACUCUAAAGUCAAUAUGAACAGGCUCAAGCUAGCUCGUUUUUGGGAUAAUGUAAUUAAUAUGCUGGAAAACAAUGACCUUCCUCGUGAUUUUCGCAGGCGAGCAAAGUGGGUGAAUGCAUCUCAAUUCUAUAUGCUCCUUGUAGAGCCACUAGAUAUCGCUGAGUAUUAUAGAACAGGAAUGCACCGUAAGAAAGGUCAUUAUAUUGCGCAUGGAAGGGAGAGGAGGUACCACAUUUUUGAAAGGUGGUGGAAAGAGAGACCAAUUAAAGAGGAAGAGCAGAAAACUAGAAGCAAGUUUGCAAGUUCCACGCAAGACACAUGUUUUUGGGCCAGGGUGGAGGAAGCUAAAGAGUGGCUAGAUAAUGUGAGAGAUGAGUCGGAUCCAAGAAAUCAGGCUCGACUAUGGUCCGACCUUGAUAACUUCGCAAGAUGUGCAAGUGAAUUAGUGGAAAGAAAGGAGGUCUCUAAGGAUGUAGUAGCAAAGAAUUCAAGCUAUUGUCUAUGGGUGAGAGAUUAUGAGGAAUUGAAAUCACAAUUUGUAGGUGCACCCCAGUUUCCAAGUAUUAUGGAUAGGGAAGUUGUUUCUUAGCUUCUCGUUUCAAGGAUAAUGUCGAAUAUCACCAUUUGUAGCUUUUACACUUGGUAUAUACAAUAUUGAGCUCUGUCAUCAGAGUGAUGAUUUUUUAUCUUGCUCAAAAA
This is a messenger RNA of Manihot esculenta (cassava), 2255 nucleotides long. Its product is annotated as lipase-like PAD4. The record is from RefSeq and is a predicted model, not a curated record. Lineage: Eukaryota; Viridiplantae; Streptophyta; Magnoliopsida; Malpighiales; Euphorbiaceae. Bases 253 to 2145 code for a protein of 630 amino acids. Gene Ontology annotation, biological process: lipid metabolic process. The transcript has 4 exons.